This is a messenger RNA of Nerophis lumbriciformis (worm pipefish), 1101 nucleotides long. The record is from RefSeq and is a predicted model, not a curated record. Lineage: Eukaryota; Metazoa; Chordata; Actinopteri; Syngnathiformes; Syngnathidae.
AUGACGACGGAGAUGCAAGAAAUCACCAUCACGGAGGACAAGCCGCUGCUCACCGCUCAGGCCGACGCCGGCAAGGAAGCCGAGUUGGCCGCCAGGAUACUUCUCGACCAAGGCCAGGAACACAAUGUGGAGACGCCCCACGGAGUCCUACGCGUGACGCUGCACGGCACGCGGAACAGCCGCCGGCCCGCCAUCCUCACCUUUCACGACGUCGGCCUGGACAGCAAGAGCUGCUUCCUGCCCCUGUUCAAAUUUGAAGAGAUGCAAGAGAUAGUCAAGAAUUUCACACUGAUCCACAUCGACGCUCCGGGACAAGAGGACGGGGCGGCCGUUUACCCGGCGGGGUACCAGUACCCAUCCAUGGAGACCAUCGCUGAGAUGAUUCCAGCUGUACUGCAGUUCUUCAACUUCCGUACCGUGAUCGGAGUGGGCGUUGGUGCCGGGGCGUACAUCUUGAGCAGGUUCACGCUGGCGAACCCGGAUUCCGUGGAGGGCCUGGUUCUGGUCAACAUCGACACCAACGCCAGAGGGUGGAUGGACUGGGCGGCCCAAAAGCUCAGCUCUGUGACGUCAUCCCUUACAGAACAGAUCAUGUCCCAUCUCUUCAGCCAGGAGGAGCUGUCCUCCAACACAGAUGUGGUGCAAUCUCACAGAGACCGCAUCAAUAAAGCGCCUCACCUGCCAAACAUCGAGCUCUUCUGGAAGAACUACAACAGCCGCAAAGACUUGAACCUGGACCGCAGCUGCACUUUCAAGUGUCCGGUCAUGUUGGUUGUCGGUGAUCAAGCGCCGUACGAGGACGCCGCCGUUGAAUGCAACAGCAAACUGGACCCCACGACCACAUCCUUCCUCAAGAUGGCGGAUGCAGGCGGUCUCCCUCAGCUCACACAGCCCGCCAAACUGACCGAGGCGUUCAAGUACUUCAUCCAGGGAAUGGGCUACAUGGCGUCUUCUUGCAUGACCCGCCUGUCGCGCUCGCGGACCACCUCCCUCUCCUCCUCGUAUUCCAUGGAAGGCUCGCGUUCGCGCACGUUGUCCCAGGGCUCGCAGGGGGGACAGAUGCCGCCCAGCCCCUCGCAGACCAUGGAAGUGUCCUGCUGA